Molecule: messenger RNA, 2179 nt
Organism: Neomonachus schauinslandi (Hawaiian monk seal)
Lineage: Eukaryota; Metazoa; Chordata; Mammalia; Carnivora; Phocidae
Gene: ZNF133
Product: zinc finger protein 133
Exons: 4
Coding region: 41-2005 (654 amino acids)
Biological process (GO): regulation of DNA-templated transcription
Source: RefSeq, a predicted model, not a curated record
CUUGCAGCAACUGUGCCCUUCCUGGCGCAGCAAGGCACACAUGGCAUUCAGAGAUGUGGCUGUGGAUUUCAGCCAGGAAGAGUGGAUGCUGCUGAGCCCCGCUCAGAGAUCCCUGUACAGGGAGGUGAUGCUGGAGAACUACAGCAACCUGGUCUCACUGGGAAUUCCGUUUUCUAAGCCAAAACUUAUCACCCAGCUGGAGCAAGGGAAGGAAACCUGGAGAGAGGAGAGAACAUGCCCACCAGCCACCCGUCCAGCGGAACCAAAGCCAGAACUCCACCUCUGUCCUUUCUGCCCUUCGGAUUUUUCCAGUCAGAAAGACCACGUGCAGCACAUGCUGUGUAAUCAUCCCCCCUGGGUCUUCACAUGCCUGUGUGCAGAGGCUCCUGUCGAACCGGGGGAUCCGUGCCCAGGGGACCAGAAGCAGCAGCAACAGGCCUCUGAUCGAGAGCCCUGGAGGGAUAAAGCAGAAGGUCGAGAGAGAGAAGGCGCCAAGCCUUUGUUUGGCAAGACAAAGAAGAGGACUUCGGGGGCAUUCUCUAGGCCACCCCAAAGGCAGCCGGUCAGCUCCCGGAGUGGCCUCAGAGGCGUGGAAAUAGAGUCCAGCCCCGCCCCGACGGGGAACCCUGAGGAAGCAGACAGACUAUUGAAGAGGAUAGAAGUCUUAGGAUUUGGAACGGUCAACUGUAGAGAGUGUGGACUGGGCUUCAGCAAGAUGACAAACCUACUCAGUCACCAGAGGAUUCACUCCGGGGAGAAGCCGUACGUGUGUGGGGUGUGUGAGAAAGGCUUCAGUCUGAAGAAGAGCCUUGCCAGGCACCAGAAGGCCCACUCGGGGGAGAAACCGAUUGUGUGCAGGGAGUGCGGCCGCGGAUUUAACCGGAAGUCAACGCUUAUCAUACACGAGAGGACACACUCUGGCGAGAAGCCAUAUAUGUGCAGUGAGUGUGGGCGAGGCUUUAGUCAGAAGUCAAACCUCAUCAUACACCGGAGAACACACUCGGGGGAGAAGCCCUACGUGUGCCGGGAGUGUGGGAAAGGCUUUAGCCAGAAGUCUGCUGUCGUCAGACACCAGAGGACACACUUAGAGGAGAAGACCAUCGUGUGCGGUGACUGCGGACUAGGCUUCAGUGACCGCUCGAACCUCAUCUCACACCAGAGAACACACUCCGGGGAGAAGCCUUACGCCUGCAAGGAGUGCGGGCGCUGCUUUAGGCAGAGGACGACCCUGGUCAACCACCAGAGGACACACUCCAAAGAGAAGCCUUACGUGUGUGGAGUGUGUGGGCACAGCUUUAGCCAGAAUUCAACUCUCAUCUCACACAGGCGCACACACACCGGGGAGAAGCCUUACGUGUGCGGGGUGUGUGGGCGUGGCUUUAGCCUGAAGUCACACCUCAACAGACACCAGAACAUACACUCAGGGGAUAAGCCCAUCGUGUGCAAGGAUUGUGGGCGAGGCUUCAGCCAGCAGUCAAAUCUCAUCAGACACCAGAGGACACACUCAGGGGAAAAGCCCAUGGUGUGUGAGGAGUGCGGGCGAGGCUUCAGCCAGAAGUCGAACCUUGUUGCCCACCAGAGGACACACUCAGGGGAAAAGCCGUACGUGUGCAGGGAGUGUGGGCGAGGCUUCAGUCACCAGGCAGGUCUCAUCAGGCACAAGAGGAAGCACUCGAGGGAGAAGGCUUACAUGUGCAGACAGUGUGGACUAGGCUUUAGCAACAAGUCAGCUUUAAUCACACACAAACGGGUACAUUCAGAAGAGAAGCCGUGUGUGUGCAGAGAGUGUGGCCAAGACUUUAUCCAGAAGUCACACCUCCUCUUACAUCAGAUGACACACCAGGGGGAGAAGCCUUACGUGUGCAAGAUGUGCGGCCAAGGCUUCAGCCAGAAGUCCCACCUCAGCAGACACAGGAGGAUGAAAUCUGUCCACUACAAACCUCCACUCCAGCCUGACUCUGAGGCCCGUGCGGGACAAUCUCCUGACCUCUUACACGGUCUUUGAGAGCAAAGGUAGUGGUGCGGACUAAGUCAUCAAAACUGUUACACUUUCAUGAAAUGGGGUAGAGAAGUGCAUUCCGGGAGUGGUCAGAGGACAUUUGACUUAGUUCACUUUCUCCACACUAAGUCUUCAUGUUUUGUGGCCUUUUGUUCUAAUAAACAUUGCUUCUUUACAAAU